This is a messenger RNA of Clonostachys rhizophaga, 1260 nucleotides long. The record is from the annotation of a GenBank genome assembly. NCBI's taxonomy places the organism in Eukaryota, Fungi, Ascomycota, Sordariomycetes, Hypocreales, Bionectriaceae.
AUGGAAAACGGACCCGCCGCCCGCAAGACCGCUGCAGCCGGGACCGCCGUUGACUCUUCUACGGUGAUACUUCCCCAGAAGGCUCCAUUGCCCCGGAUCGAUAAGCUUGCCAAUCCCCGCAUAGCAUCCUGGCUAGACCCCGAAUGCCCUUAUAUAUAUAUCUGGCAUCUUCGUUCACAGGAGGCACGAUUGCAACGACAAGCGAAGGGAGCAAGCCCGAGAUUGGCGAGCUACCAACGUAAGGAGAAUGUUGAGCAGAUAGAUGGCGAACUCAUCAUCACUCAGAAGAAGGAAAGCUACCAGGGUUUAAAUUACACUGCCGGUGGUUUAAUCUCGGUUCCCAACUUUCAUUACGGCUAUUUUGAAGCCUAUGUGAAGCUGAACAAGGGCGGCGGCUGGCACAAUGCCUUUUGGCUAAUGUGCGGAAAUGGCUCGAAAACAGUAUACACGAACACUCAUACUGAAAUUGACAUUUUCGAAAUUGAAACAAGCAAGCCCAAGGAAAUGAUUAACGCUAUGAAUUUCUGGCUUGGGAAUGGCAACCGGGCCAGUGGGUAUUCUGCUGUUCAUCGGCCCGGCAAGAAUUCUACCGAAUGGAACCUUCACUCUGCACUCUGGACCGAGGAAAGGGUCGUGUUCUUUGAGAAUGGAAAACUAGUCUGGGACUACACCUUCGGGCCACAAGCAUGGACUCAUAACUACAUAAAUAUUUGGCUCACAACCGUUGCAAACGCGGCUUUUGGUACCGAAGAUUCUGCAUUGCCAUCCUCCAUGAGAGUAGGCAAUGUCAGCUAUUAUCAGAAGGACUAUUAUCUCACUUCGAGUACCCUCUGCUUCUUUGGCAAUCCCAGUAGUGCGAAUUGUCCUUCCAAUGCUGGGUAUUCGGAGACAGGCAGUGGUUGGACGACGUCGAGUCUCAGCGGUUAUACAAAAAAACUCUCGACGCGCUACGUCACUGGAUCUUCCAAUGCGGCGGCCAUAUGGUCCCUUUCAUCGCUCAAAGUUUCUGGCACCUAUGACGUCUCGGCAUUCAUCGUCGUAUAUUCAAACUCUGAUCCCAAAGCCAAGUAUCAGCUACUGAAGAACGGGCAAGUGGUUCAAGAGGACAUUGAGAUUGAUCAGACAAAGGGGGUUAAUCGCUGGGCAGUCAUUGCAUCCAACGUCACGAUGAAUGCUGGCGAAAAUUGGGCUGUGCGAGUCAAGGCUUCUGGCGUUGGGUCCAUCCGGGCAGAUACCGUAAAGUUUAUACGAACAGCUUGA